AUGUAUAAUAGUUUAUUCGAUGUGACACAAGAUCAAUGCAUAUGUGAAAUGAUAAAAGUAAAUGAUACAAUAUCUGCUUUAAAUUAUUUUUCUACAAAUCAAACUUGUCAACUAUUUCGUUCAAAUAUUAGUACAGUUUAUAUUGAAUUUUAUUCCAAUUCUACUUUUGUAUUUCUCAAUCAAUCGUCAAUAUCAAUAUUAAAUAUUCGAGAAUAUCAACCAAGUACGUCAUCAUCAACACCGACAACAACUGCUAUUUCAACAUCAACAACAAGUGCCUUCAGUUUAUUUCUUAAUCAAACUACUUACGCAGCUGGCGCAAAGUCAUGGUCAGUAUCAAUCAUCGAUGUGAAUAACGAUAACAAAUCUGAUAUUAUUGUUGCUAACUAUAAUUCGAACAAUGUCGGUGUUCUUCUGAACACAGGCAAUGGCACAUUUAGUAAUCAAACUGCUUACUCAGUUGGCACUAACCCAGCAUCAGUAGCAGUCGUUGACGUCAAUAGCGACAGUAAACCUGAUAUUAUUGUUGCAAACUCUGGUUCGAACAGCGUUGAUGUUCUUCUCAACAUAGGCAAUGGCACCUUUCAUGCUCAAACUACUUACUCAGUUGACACAGAUCCAUGGUCAACAGCAGUCGUCGACGUCAAUAGCGACGGUAAACCCGAUAUUAUGGUUGCAAACUAUGUUUCCAAUACCGUCAGCGUUCUUCUCAACGCAGGCAAUGGCACCUUUCAUGCUCAAACUACUUACCCAGUUGGCACAGGUCCUUGGUCAGUAUCAGUCGUCGACGUGAAUAAUGACAAUAAACCUGAUAUUAUCGUUGCAAACUUUGGCUCAAAUAGUGUCGGUAUUCUUCUUAACACAGGCAAUGGUACCUUUAAUGCUCAAACUAUUUACUCGGUUACCUCUGGUCCAGUAUCAGUAGCAGUCGUCGAUGUGAAUAACGACAAUAAAUCUGAUAUUAUUGUUGCAAACUAUGAUUCGAAUACUGUCGGUGUUCUUUUCAACACAGGCAAUGGCAUAUUUAAUGCUCAAACUACUUACUCAGUUGGUAUUAACCCAGUAUCAGUAGCAGUGGCUGACGUGAAUAACGAUAAUAAACCUGAUAUUAUGGUUGCAAACUUUGGUUCGAACAACAUCGGUGUUCUUCUCAACGCAGGCAAUGGUACCUUUAAUGCUCAAACAACUUACUCAGUUGGCACUAACCCAAUAUCAGUAGAAGUCGUCGAUAUGAAUAGCGAUAAUAAACUUGAUAUUACUUAUGCAAACUCUGGUUCGAACAACGUCGGUAUUCUCUUGAAUUCUUAA
This is a messenger RNA of Adineta steineri, 1308 nucleotides long. NCBI's taxonomy places the organism in Eukaryota, Metazoa, Rotifera, Eurotatoria, Adinetida, Adinetidae. The record is from the annotation of a GenBank genome assembly.